AUGACAAACCAGAAAUGGACUUCAGUUAUUGAAACAUUGGCUGUUAAAAUUUAUCCAUGUGUGACACAUCUUCGAUUAUAUCACACACGUUACGGAGAUAACUAUGAUGUUUUGGAGAAGAUUUUAAGCAAUCCCAAUGCAUGGCCCAAUUUGAGAUUUAUGGACUGUGUAUCGAAUGUGAAAGGAAUUUUAAAAGUUAGACCAAAUAUUCGAUUGAAUCUCGAAGAUGAUGCUACAGAUAUCUUGAAUGAAAAUUGUUGUAGAGACGAUGAACGUUCUGCUUUCUAUUACAAAUGGUUGAUUGCUGAUCAACCUUUUGAUUCUUGGUAA
Molecule: messenger RNA, 330 nt
Organism: Naegleria lovaniensis
Lineage: Eukaryota; Heterolobosea; Eutetramitea; Acrasida; Naegleriidae
Exons: 1
Coding region: 1-330 (109 amino acids)
Source: RefSeq, a predicted model, not a curated record